CAAUCAAACACAACAGACUUGGCAAUAAACACAACAGCUAUGCCAGUUAAUGCAACUCUGAACACAACAGAUUCCUCAUUUAAAACAACGCAAUCAAACACAACAGACUUGGCUAUAAACACAACAGCUAUGCCAAUGAAUGUAACUUUAAACACAACAGAUUACAUGUUCAAUACAACACAAUCAAACACAACAGACUUGGCUAUAAACACAACAGCUAUGCCAGUGAAUGUAACUCUGAACACAACAGAUUCCCCAUUCAAUACAACACAAUCAAACACAACAACCUUGGCUAUAAACACAACAGCUAUGCCAGUGAAUGUAACGUUGAACACAACAGAUUCCUUAUUCAAUACAACACAAUCAAACACAACAGACAUGGCUAUAAACACAACAGCUAUGCCAGUGAAUGUAACGUUGAACACAACAGAUUCCCCAUUCAAUACAACACAAUCAAACACAACAACCUUGGCUAUAAACACAACCACUAUGCCAGUUAAUGUAACUUUGAACACAACAGAUUCCAUGUUCAAUAUAACACAAUCAAAUACAACAGACUUGGCUAUAAACACAACCGCUAUGCCAGUUAAUGUAACGAUGAACACAACAGAUUCCCCUUUCAAUACAACACAAUCAAACACAACAGACUUGGCAAUAAACACAACUGCUAUGCCAGUUAAUGUAACGUUGAACACAACAGAUUCCCCAUUCAAUACAACACAAUCAAACACAACAGACUUGGUAAAAAAGACAACAGCUAUACAGAUGAAUACCACCAGCUUCAACAAUACUAGUGUCAGUCCUAUCAUAGACAACAGAGAAUCCUCCAAUAACACAACAGAAAAUAUUACCAGUGUGCCAACUACAGUGUCUGUCACGACUGUUAGUCUCCUUAACACAACAGAUUCAGCUGUUAUUGAAAAUACAGACAGUAAUACAACUACUACAAUAACCCCAACCACUGCUCCAAAAAACACACCAACAAAUGCAACUAUUAUUGACACAACCACAAGCUCCACUUCAACAACAGCACCUCCAACUCUUGCUCCAAAUUCAACUACUACAAUCACCACCACUCCAAAUGUUCCAUCAACUUCCACUGCUACCACGGCAACCACUUCAGCAACAACUGAAAGCCCAGAUGAAGUUGCUGGUAAUCUUCUAAAUCAAACCCAGGAUAUAUCAUCUCUAAACUCAAGUGAGGUGAACCAGCUGAUCAGCAAGCUAGAGAAUAUUCUCUCUGCACCGAAUAUUAGUGUGGAUCUGGGUCGAACUGUGCUUGGGGUCAUCAACAACUGUCUAAACAGCACUUCAGGAACUCUGGGUUCCUCCUCAAACCGGUUAAUCAAAGCUGUGGAUGAUUUGGCUCUAAAACUUGUGAUUCCGGACCAGUUUGUAAACCUUGUUUUUGAUUCACUCGCGUUGACUGUAGCCAAAGUCGAUGGGACCAAUUUUAGGCCAACAUCCUUUUCAAUUGCAGAUCCCUUAAACCCACAGGUCACAAAAUCACUUCAAAGAUCAGUCAGGGCUGUGGGAAGUUCCUCCCCAAACCUAGGAAAAGUAACACUGCCGGCAUCUCUAACUGAAAAUCUCUCUCCAGAGGAACAAAAGAUGGCCUCUAGGGUCCAGUUCACAUUCUAUCAGAAAUCCACUUUUUUUCAGGAUGCAAAUCUGAACCAAAAGAAGCUGAAUAGCUACAUUCUGGGCUCUAGCGUGGCUAACCUGUCAAUCAGAAACCUGAGAGAGAACAUAGAGUUUACUCUGAUGAAUAAGCAGCCUGUUGCGGGAAACUAUGUAGCUGUUUGUGUUUUCUGGGAUUUUGACAAAAAUGAAGGGUUAGGAGGCUGGAAUAGGGAUGGCUGCAGUGUCAUGAACAGCAGCACAGAGAACGAAACCAUCUGCAGCUGCAGUCAUCUGACCAGCUUUGCAGUGCUCAUGGAUAUUAGCCAGCAAGGUGUAACUGACAGAAUGCAGGCCACCAUCCUCACCUUCAUCUCUUACAUUGGAUGCGGAGUGUCUGCCAUCUUUCUUUCAGUCACUUUACUCACUUACCUCUCAUUUGACAAAAUCCGUCGGGACAUUCCUUCGAAGAUCUUGAUCCAUUUGUGUUUCGCACUGCUUUUCCUGAACCUGGUGUUCUUGUUGGACUCGUGGCUUGCGCUGUACACAGACGCAGUGGGUCUGUGCAUUUCUACAGCCUUCUUCCUUCACUACUUUCUGUUGGUCUCCUUCACCUGGAUGGGGCUGGAGGCUCUGCAUAUGUAUCUGGCCAUCGUCAAGGUCUUUAACAACUUCAUGUCCCGAUACAUGCUGAAGUUCUCUCUGAUUGGCUGGGGAGUGCCUUUGGCUGUCGUCAUUAUUGUGAUUGCGAUAAACAAAGAUAACUACGGCCUCAUAAGCUAUGGGAAAUUUUCUGAUGGCACAACAGAUGAUUUUUGUUGGCUGAAAAAUAGCACAGCAUUCUAUGUGGCUGUUGUGGCAUAUUUCUGCAUCAUAUUUGUUCUAAACCUGGCCAUGUUUGUGGUGGUGAUGGUCCAUCUGAGACGAAUCAAGCGCAGAAACCCUCACAAUAACCAGUACCGCAGUGGCGUGCAAGACCUUCGUAGCAUCGCGGGACUCACUUUCCUGCUGGGCCUUACAUGGGGCUUUGCCUUCUUCGCCUGGGGACCUGUCAACUUGGCCUUCACGUAUCUGUUUUCCAUCUUCAACUGCCUUCAGGGCUUUUUUAUUUUUGUUUUCCACUGCGCUCUGAAGGAAAAUGUGCGUAAAGAGUGGAGAAUAUACCUCUGCUGUGGCAGUUUACGACUGCCUGAAAAUUCAGAGUGGAGUCGGACAGCCACACAAAGCCAGAACACCAAGAAGACUUCAAUUAUGACAGCAGACUCAUCUAAUUCGGGGACAAACAGUGCGCCACGAAGCUCAGUGAGCAGCGAUGAUUCAGUGCCGUCCCAUGGCAUCGGCUCACCGUUUGACGACAGUACAAUCAUGUCAGAGGAAGUGAAUGAUGAUGUGGUCAUCAACGAGAUCAACAGUCAGCUCCAUUCAAGACCCAGAUCUGUGUAGAAGACGUCAACUUAUAGAGAAGAAUAGGUAAAGAAAACAGACCUGCAGCCCUGAAAAUAAUGAAUAAUGAAUCUGGUGACUCAUGAAAAGAGGACAAAAACAGAAAUCUCAUCUUUUCUCUGAAUGAGUUACAUGCUGUAAAGCCAUUCAGCUUCAAUGGCAGAUACUUUAUUAUUUGUAACUGUUCACAGAUGAAUAAUGAACAGAAAGAGCAAGGAGCUUUGGGAGCCACUGCGUAAGAAUAUCUUCAAGAGUGUGACUGGUUUAUUACACCCCACUUUUGCAGUGUCAACAGUUUUAAACUGACAUAUAUUUUCAGCAAACAGUAUUAAACACUGCUUCUCUGCAACAAAAAUAAUCAUUUGAGCUUAAAAAUACCAGCGCACUUAAUCAAACUUUCAGUUUUUUUUGUAAUAAUUAAGGACUUGAUGAAAUAUAGUAUACGCCACUUCACAUCAAUCUGUCUGAUGUAUUUAAGAAAGACUGAGAUUGUUUUCACUGCUGGUCAAGUUCUCUGUUUUGAUGUUUAUUUGUUUCAUUUAUGCAUUUUGUAGCCAUUCUCAGUUUUAUAGUCCUCAUUUAAAGAGGAAAUAUGGAGACAAUGUGUCUGUAAAUGUAAUCAAAUUAGUUUUCAGUACACUACACACAUAAAGAGUCAUUGUUUUGAGUAGUACUGUAGGUUUUGAGGAGUUGGUUCCUUAAAAACCAACGUAAAAUAAUGUGAUUUCUUGUGUUUGGAUCAUUGUUUUUUGUAGUUGUAUGUAUUUAUGAUUAUUUUACAUUUGUACAUUUUAGGCAAAGUUAGGAAUCUGAGAUUCUAACAUAAUUAUUAAAUAGUUUAUUAUACUUUCUAUUA
Danio rerio (zebrafish) is the source of this 3919-nucleotide messenger RNA. Lineage: Eukaryota; Metazoa; Chordata; Actinopteri; Cypriniformes; Danionidae. The record is from RefSeq and is a predicted model, not a curated record.